UUAGGCCCAGUCAGAAGUUUUAUGUAAAGGGAGUUGAAGUUUGCCGUGAAGUAUUCUGUUUUGCAUACAACAUCGGAAAGGAGAAACUAAAACGAAUUGGUCGGUCUCUUGACAGUGAUGGAUUGAUUGCUAGGACUCAUGGUAAUACCAAAAGACUACCUCAUAAUGCUAUAUCACAUUUGAGGAGAGAGAAAAUAUAAGAAAGUUCCUCAUCUGCUAUGCAUCUGACAAUGCAAUGCCCCUUCCCGGAAGACUUCCAAACCACCGCAAUAGUAAAGUGAUGUUGUUGCCAUCUGAUAAGUCACAAGCAGACAUUCAUGUGGAAUAUGAAAAAAUAGACGGUGCAAGAAGUAUUAGUCUUAGUACUUUUACCAGAGUAUGGCGGGAGUUGUGCCCACAUAUUGUCUUAGCGAAACCAAAAACAGACUUGUGUUUUAGAUGCCAAACAUUUUCUUGUAAAAUUUCACAAAGUGGUGCCCCUUUCUGAAGAUGAUAAAAUGACACUUCUUGAUGAAUAUGAAAGUCAUGUUGAAAGUGCUAGACAUCAGAGGGAGCAAUAUAGAAUGCAGUGUGAUGACUCUAAAGUUACAUGUAGUGAAAACAUUACAGUUGAAGGUGCAGUAUCAUGUUCCUUAGAUGCAACUGUCCACUACAGCAGGGACUUUGCACAGCAGGUUCAUAUUCCACACCAUAGCCAACAGGUUAGACCCCUGUAUUUCAAAACUGCCAGGAGAUGUGAGGUAUUUGGAGUUUGCUGUGAAGGAUCUGAGAAACAGGUGUUUUACCUUGGUGAUGAGGGUGUUGCCCCAGGCAAAGGAGCAAACACAGUUGUCAGCUACCUCCACCAUUACCUUGAAAACUACGGCCUGGGUGAGGAACAUGCCCAGUUCCAUUUUGACAAUUGCCAAGGACAGAACAAAAAUAAUGCAGUUCUUGGUUAUGCUGUGUGGAGAACAUUGACGGGAGGGCAUAAGACAAUCCAAUAUUCAUUGAUGCUAGCCGGCCACACCAAAUUCUCAUGUGAUUGGCAUUUUGGAGUGUGGAAAAACAGAUGGAGACACAUGGAUGCAGAGACAGUUGAGGAGGUGGCUUCCACAGUAGCAAUGUCAUCCCGUAAUGGCCACAACAUCCCCCAUAUUGUUGAUGGCAACAGCAAACCAGUGUUGUUCUAUGACUGGAGCACCUUCUUCAAAGGCAUGUUCAAACCAUUGAAGAACAUUUCGAAAUACCAUUCAUUUGAGGUGUCUUCUAACGAGCCUGGGGUUGUAAGAGUAAGGAAGUUUGUUGAUGCCCCUGAGGAGAAAAUUAACAUACUGAAAACCUGCCAAGUGGAUAUUUGUGUUAUGCCAGAGCAGAUCUUUGGUGAGGGAAUAAAUGCUGAAAGGCAAUGGUACAUGCAUGAUGUAAUAAGAGACUUUUGCAGAUCGGAUCAUGCUAAAACACAACAUGCCCUUUGCCAUUAGUUGCAAAAGAAGGCUAUUCAAAGGCCAAAAAACAAAA
Mya arenaria is the source of this 1500-nucleotide messenger RNA. RefSeq lists its product as uncharacterized. Bases 498 to 1463 code for a protein of 321 amino acids. The transcript is spliced from 6 exons. The record is from RefSeq and is a predicted model, not a curated record. NCBI's taxonomy places the organism in Eukaryota, Metazoa, Mollusca, Bivalvia, Myida, Myidae.